AGGGAAUAAGUUCAGUUUUAAUAAUGUGUUUGGUUGGAUAACAGCCUCUAAGUGGAAAUUCAAAAUUUGAGAGUCUAUUUUCGGCAAUCCUAGGUGGUCAGGCCGAAAUGAAUACGUGUUGUUGCCGGUCGAACAGGGAUCGAUAUGAUCCCUUGGCCUGUAUCCCGAACCUGCCCAGGCUGCAACCCGUCCAAAACUGUCGUCCUUUCCUGGAAGGACGAAAGGCAGCUAGCAGUUGCCUGUCGAGCGAAAGACGAUGGGGUCAACUGAAUAGCGGCAUGAUCGGGGCACUGGCCAAGAUGGUGAACAAGUCGGCAGACAAAGUCUGCCAGUUCCUCCAUCAUUUGACCCUGCACCUAUUCUCCAGGAUCUUGUAUCCCCUGGCGGCUGGCUGGAACACGCUCAAGAUACCCUUUGUCCUGUCCGAUACCUGUGAACUGUACUAUGGCAUUUAUGAUGAGGACGGUAAUCUGAGGAAUCCGAUCCCCACUCGGACGUUAUUGGUGCUUAUAACGAUGCUGCGCUAUUUCCUGAACCUGCCCCUGGUAAAGGACAAAGGUUGUAGGCGCAAGAAAAAGUGUCAGUGCUGUCAGGACAUGGAGCACGAUAUGCGGAACAUUCAUAAUCCCGGCUAUUGCGGCAAGGGGGCCAUGAACUUAUUCGGCGAAACGAGACCCCCAAAGAUUGAAAUUACGGCGGCAAAGGAGAUCUGGGCUGGACUGAGGCGAGUGGGUUACGAUCAGUUUAGUACUCUCAGAGAUAUACCCUCGAAUGAUUCCCUGGCAUACGGUUAUGCGCCAUAUCGGUGUCCUUGCCAAGCCAGCGAUCCUGGGGGCUCCCUGGCCCUACAGUCCAGGCGCGCAAUUGUCAGGCCCUUUGCCGAUUUGCCGGAGCCCUUAAAAGCGCUGGCUUUGCAAAAUGCCUGCGACGAGGAGCAGGAGGAACUGGAGCGAUACGAUCCCAGUCCGUGCAGCAAGGCUUCAGCUCCGAUCAGUGUGCCAUGGGUGAAGGUCCAGCGGAUAUACAUAGCUCGCAUUUCGGAUCUCUACGCCGCCGUUGUCCAGAACCAGCACAACCGACAAUUGUUGGGCGACGGCCGGAAUCCCCAGCCGAAAACCGAGCACAGGAUUGUGCCCUGCCGGAGAUCCUCCGGUGGCUACAUGCCCGGGCCGAACUUCAAUGGAAUGCCCUGGAGCUGGAUGCCUCGCAAGUCGGACGAAACAGCGAGUCCUUCAAAAGGACACUUUCAAGUGCACAUACCGCCCUAUAGGCAUCGACCCAUGCAAGACGAUUAUCAAACGAUGAAAUUCCAAGCCAGGCAGCUGGACAAGCUGGAAGCGAGUUUCCGUCCUCUUGAGAACAGAACUCUGGCCAACAGUCGUCUUGCCCUGGAGCGGCUUGGUUGGCAAAGCAGGAUGCAGACGAUUGAACGGCCACUGAGACAAACUCUUCCAGCUCUUCCGGCUCCUCCAACCAUAUCUAUCAAAACUUGCCUCCGAGAAUUGGAGCCAUAUAUGCCGGCCCGUCCAGCUGGGACCCCCAGAGCGGCUGUUAAUUUCUGGGAAGAGUUGAAGGAAAGGGAACACCUGGCGAAGAUGCGCCACUUAUGGAGAACAUAUCCUUGGCAGAAUCUCAGAUACUACUUUGCCUCAUCGACUUCUCAGGGAAGUAGUUUUGGCUCCUCCAUAAGAGAUACUUACGGCUCCUCCAAAGGAAGUACUUACGGCUCCUCCAAAGGAAGUACUUACGGCUCCUCCAAAGGAAGUACUUACGGCUCCUCAAUGAAAUCUGAGAGCAGCCUUACCUCAAAAUCAACAUAUAAGUCCUCCUCCCGUCAAAUAGAACCCAGGGACAGUAGUUCUGGAAGAGCCAGAACAGCCGGAGGAGAAAACACUUCCACAAGCUCUCCCAAACGAGUCCUCAGAGCCAUAGAGCAGAAACCCGUAUUGGAGGACAGUAUCUCACAAGAAUGUGUCGAAGAACAUAGUUAUCCCGAUCCCGAGGACUAUAGGAGAGAAAUCGCCAGGAGUUUCUCGCGAAUGAAACGAAAUGCGAGCAGAAUCCCUGGCGAGAGUUUUUUGUUGGUAAAGCAGGCCGAUUCAUUAAAGAAAAAACCCGGAAUAAAUACAAUGAACUGGAAUACUCCAGCAAGCAGGCCCAUAAUAAAGCCAGCACCCCCAAAUGGGACAAAAAUAGAGGCUCAAGGUGCUAAGAAACAAGUACGAUUCGGAGUUCCUCUGAUCGCUAAAAGGCCCACACUCGAUUGUGACAGAAUGAAAAUGCGGGUUUGGCGCAGAAGUGGCGACCACAUAAGGUCGAUCAUCAAGUCAGCGCCAGAAAUCGAGAAAAUACCAGAAAGAAUCUUCCUAAAGACGAGACUAUGUUCAACAUUGUAUGAAAGUCCAAGUCCAUCCAAAUCAAAGGCCACAGAUAGUAGAAGUAAAGGGACGAUGGAUCCUCUAAAGAGUAUAGUCAGAUAUGCUAAUUGCCAGGAUCCAGUCAAGAAGAAAAGACCAUAGGAGCAACAACUAUCCACCGUAAACUACUGUGUGCCUUUUUUUUGCCCAAAUACCUUUGAUUUUAGUGAAGUAAUGUUUAGAAUGAAAUGCCUGCCAAUCUAUCAAUCGUCAAUAAAUACUGUGCCUGACCAGCCUUAAA
Messenger RNA from Drosophila ananassae, 2658 nucleotides. RefSeq lists its product as uncharacterized. NCBI's taxonomy places the organism in Eukaryota, Metazoa, Arthropoda, Insecta, Diptera, Drosophilidae. The transcript has a single exon. Bases 108 to 2519 code for a protein of 803 amino acids. The record is from RefSeq and is a predicted model, not a curated record.